Messenger RNA from Adelges cooleyi (spruce gall adelgid), 3021 nucleotides. It is a transcript of the gene okr, whose product is annotated as DNA repair and recombination protein RAD54-like. NCBI's taxonomy places the organism in Eukaryota, Metazoa, Arthropoda, Insecta, Hemiptera, Adelgidae. The coding region runs from base 660 to 2912 and encodes 750 amino acids. Gene Ontology annotation, biological process: double-strand break repair via synthesis-dependent strand annealing; reciprocal meiotic recombination. The record is from RefSeq and is a predicted model, not a curated record. Gene Ontology annotation, cellular component: nucleus. The transcript is spliced from 14 exons. Gene Ontology annotation, molecular function: ATP-dependent chromatin remodeler activity; ATP binding; DNA translocase activity.
AACGAGUAUAUUCAUACUUUGCUUGGACAUAGCUUAAAUAUAAUAAUAUAUUGGUAUACUUAAGUCUUAAGUCAUGUAAAAACACUCAACAGCCUGCAGCAUCAGCUGGUGGAGAAGAGACCGAUCGUCUUUGGACAACGCAUUCCCUCCGAAAUCUGUAAUCAUAAAUUGUUGUCUGGGAGUUGCUAGCUUCAUACACGUACAUUUUAGAGGUUUUUCGAUUUUCAAAAAUUAAUAACAGAUAAAACGCCGAAUUAAGGAAUACAAAUAUUAUUAAGUAUAUACAUAAUAAUAAUAAAUAAUUAAUUUGUUUUGACAAUGGUGCGUAAAACUUCGUUAACAAGUAGUGAUGUAAUUAAAUAAAAUUUAAUUAUAAAUUUAAUUUUAUUAAAUCGUUAACAACUUAUUGAAAACGGAAAACUCAAAAUUUGUAUUCAAACUGAUUUUUCAUUUCGUUUUUUCAAACUUCAUCGACGAUUUUUUUUGGAAAGAAACUGGAUAAGAUGUUAAAUCAAAAAUAUCUUUAAAAAAAAAACAUGAAUCAACAACUGAUCAUGAUACUGCUAAAAUAUUACUACUGAUAUACUAUAUCAUAUAUUACUGAUCAUGACAACAUAAUAGAUUCAAUUUUUAAUUUUAUUUUUAAAUCCUAGUUAAAUAUGCGCCGAAGUUUAGCGCCCAGUCAAGCAAGUAAACGGCCUUUAAGUGACUCAAAUGAAUCUACCAAGUGUAAGAAAUUUACAGGCUCUACAAUAUCUCAACAAUCAACAAAUGAUGAUGAAAAAUGUGCAUUACAAAUAUCUGUAUAUGAACAAAAUAUAAGAAAUAUAUUAGCCAAACCAUUUAAAGUUCCAAUUGCAAAUUGGUCAGGAAGCAGUUUAAGCAGAGCUUUAGGUGUUCGUCGUGAUGGAGUCCGGCGCCCUUUGCAUGAUCCUACUGCACCCGAUGCACUAAUCUUAUACACACCACCACAGAUAAGUGCUCAUGAACUGUUGAAAAUAGAAAAGGAUAAGGUACAAGUCCAUGUUGUUGUAGAUCCGGCUUUAUCAAAAAUACUGAGACCUCAUCAAAGAGAAGGGGUUAAGUUCAUGUACGAGUGUGUGACUGGAGUGCGAAUAGAAAAUGCAUAUGGGUGCAUCAUGGCAGAUGAAAUGGGUUUGGGUAAAACCCUUCAAUGCAUCACUUUGAUGUGGACAUUAUUAAAGCAAGGACCUGAUGCUUCUCCUACAAUAUUUAAAGCUAUAAUUGUCACACCUAGUUCUUUAGUAAAAAAUUGGUGUAAUGAAAUAAAGAAAUGGUUGGGAGGUCGUAUCGGAGCUUUACCAGUGGAUGGGGGUGGCAAAGAACAAGUAGACAAACUAAUUAAUGGAUUUGUUCAAGCGAGAGGUCGUCGAACAACGGAUCCAAUAUUAGUAAUAUCUUAUGAAACUUUUCGGAGUCAUGCAAACAUGUUACAAAAUGCUGAUGAUAUUGGGCUUGUGUUAUGCGAUGAAGGACAUCGAUUGAAAAACUGUGAAAACCAAACUUAUCGCUCUUUAAUGUCAUUGAAAGCAAAACGAAGAGUACUGUUAUCUGGCACUCCUAUACAAAAUGAUUUGCUGGAAUAUUUUAGCUUAGUACAUUUUGUCAAUGAAGGAAUUUUAGGGACUGCACAAGAAUUUCGUAGACAAUAUGAAACACCCAUUGUUCGUGGCCAAGACUCUUGUGCUACUGACUCUGAGCGACAAAAGGCCAGAGAACGUUUGGAGCAAUUAAUAGCAUUAGUAAAUCGAUGUCUAAUUCGAAGAACGUCGGCGUUGCUUUCAAAAUACUUACCAGUCAAAACCGAACAUGUUGUAUGCGUUAAAUUAACACCUUUACAAAUUGAUUUAUAUCAGCAUUUACUGAAAUCAGAUAUGGUUACUAAAUCAAUUAAAAGUGAGGAAGGUAAAGUCACUACUAAUGCCUUAGCUGCAAUAACAUUGUUGAAAAAACUGUGUGCACAUCCAGAUCUUAUUGUGGACAAAGUGAUGAACGGAACUGAUGGAUUUGAAAAUGCCAAACAAUUGCUGCCAGCAACAUAUGUUGCUGCUCAGUCAAAAAAUCGACUGAUGAUUGAAUUAUCAUCUAAAUUAAUGGUUCUGGACACUAUGCUAGCUGUUAUAAAAUCAACAACUACCGACCGAGUAGUACUUAUAUCUAAUUAUACUCAAACAUUGGAACUAUUUGAACGACUAGCUAAACUACGCAACUAUACGUUUGUUCGAUUAGAUGGAUCUAUGACUGCUAAAAAAAGAGCAAAAGCUGUUGAUGACAUAAAUAGCCCAACAAGUGGUACGUUUUUAUUUAUGUUGAGUUCAAAAGCCGGAGGCUGUGGUUUAAAUUUGAUUGGUGCCAAUCGUUUAGUUAUGUUCGAUCCAGACUGGAAUCCCGCUAAUGAUGAUCAAGCAAUGGCUAGAGUAUGGAGAGAUGGCCAGAAAAAACCUUGUUUCGUUUAUAGAUUUUUAGCAACUGGAACUAUUGAAGAAAAAAUGAUGCAGAGGCAAGCACAUAAAAAAGCAUUAAGUUCGAGUGUAGUUGACUGUGAAGAAGAUGUUGCUAGGCAUUUUACAGCCUCUGAAUUACGCGCCUUGUUUUUCCUCCGUCAAGACACUAUUAGUGAUACACAUGACAAAAUAAAAUGUACUCGUUGUGUAAACAAUAUUCAAACAAAAGGACCUCCAGUCGAUAGUGACUGUACCAAUGAUUUAUCAUGUUGGCAUCAUUGUGCAGACAAAAGAUGGUUAGUUGAUCCAGUUCUCAAACAAUGUUGGAGUGCAGGAAUCAGUAUGGUGUUUUACCAUCAUUCUACAGUGCAUAAAGAGAAAGAAAUCGUUAAAGAAGAAACCGAACAAACUGACACAUGCAAUGAAGCAGAUAACGAUGUUACCUAAUAAUUUAUUUAUCUUUUAUCUUGAUGUGUUGAUUAAAUUAUUCGCAUUUAUUUCUCAUUUUAUUUUAUUAAAAAGAUUUUGUACCUAUCUGUUAUAUUAUAAAAAUAUU